This is a messenger RNA of Stereum hirsutum FP-91666 SS1, 782 nucleotides long. RefSeq lists its product as uncharacterized. The transcript has 2 exons. The record is from RefSeq and is a predicted model, not a curated record. The coding region runs from base 387 to 782 and encodes 131 amino acids. Lineage: Eukaryota; Fungi; Basidiomycota; Agaricomycetes; Russulales; Stereaceae.
CCAUGUUAUUCCAUCUCGUACAACGGCGCCUUCCUUCCCCGACACGUCUGCGGCGCCCGCGACGUGUCAGCGUUGGUUUCGUUGGCGGAGUCGAGCUCGCCGUGCAUAAUGAGCCCCGCUGUGUCCAAAACUCACGCCCACGGGACCGACACCAUCUGCCUUCGGGCACUUCCAGGGGUACUCCCUUCUAUCGCCCGUGCUCGACGUCCUGCAGUUGAGCCGAGACGACGUCAACGUCGACGGUAGACACCGUCGAUGACGCGUCCCGUUUAGGCACCGUCAAUGCGUUCGACAACGUGCAACGCGCAUCACACGUCGCUCGUUCGCUCUGCACCAUCUACGCUGUCUCAAGCGCAACGCCUUCGCGAUUGGGCACGACGACGACGAUGUUAGGCGCCGUCGAUGACGCGUCCCGUUUAGGCGCCCAUCGACGACACCGACGACGCGCGUUGCACGUCGUUCUUCUCGUCCUUCCUGACCAUCAUCACCUUCACUAUCGCAUCGUCGUCCCCUUCGCCCGCUCGCUCUUCUCUUCCUCGUUCGUCCUUCUCUCGGCGCCCUCACUUGGCGAUUUCCCCUCCAUGGUCGCGUCGGUGACUCCUCCCUCAUCGCCUCCUCCCUCAGUGGUCAUCUCGAAGCGCGAUCGGAAUCGCGUUCGACGGAGCGCCUGCCAAUGCAAGAGAGCGCAUCUAGGAAGCUUGGAGAAGGGGGAGGAGGGUGCUUUGGAGGGAUGGUGUGGCCCUCAGGUAGAGUCGUCGGGAUUCGGGACCCGGUACCUUUAG